AGAACGCCAAGAGUGAAGGCAAAACCCCAAACAGCUCUCUCUCUUCAUAUUAGUGCACUAUAUGGGCUACGGAAUGGCUUCUACACCCUAACUAGUGCACUUUAUGAACAACAAGAAGCAGUUUAGGAGUCAACCUCCAUUUCGCUCGAGGAAAACCUCGGAGGGCAUAACGUAACCUAACAUACUAUAAUAUAAUAUAAAUAUAACAUAGUGCUGAGUGAGCUCGUCUGGUGUGUAGCUCUUCAGGAUAGUUUACACAGCGUUGCUUGACGCUUCAGACACCGAAGUCAUUUCUCUCAACAGAAACAAUGUCUGACUUUGUGAUUUUAUCUUUGAUCUUGUUUUUGGUCGUGUGUCUCAUCCUGACCCUUGCUGGGUUCGUGUUUUACUCCGGACUGCUCUCUGAGAUCAUUGUCCGGACAGGAUCUCCCCCGGUCAAGAAGAUUACCAUUGCGUACAAGUUUAUAAAGGGAUCGUAUAGGGACCGAGGAGCCGCUUUCACCGAAAGCUGCAGCAUCGCCCCUAAGCUCUGCUCUAUCGCGCUGUAUUAUGACAACCCCAACGAGGCUGAAGCUGAUUGUUGUCGCUAUGCAGUGGGGAGUAUUCUGAGCCACGACGAAGAAAAAACUGAUGAAGAGUUGCAGCGUCUGUAUGAGAAGUUUGGAUUUCAGGUCAUCUCCUUCCCCGAGGUCUCCUAUGCUGUGCUUUCCUCUUUCCCUAACCACUGCAUGCUGUCCCCCAUCUGUGGGGCAUACAGAGUCUUCCCUGAGCUCCACAGCUACAUCGCGGAACGAGGCCUGUCUGCAUACCCGUUCAUUGAGAUCUGUAAAGGGGAUAUAAUCCACUACAUGUGCCCACUAGAGAACCAGGGCAGCUUCUUUGUGCCUGAACUCCUCGAGAAGCAAACAGAGGGAGAAGAGGAAACGGAGAAUGACAAAGACGCUGAUGACACACACACAGGUGAAGGCUGCACAUCGGAGAGCGGCGUAGCGGUGAUGGAGGCAGACACUGAGAUCAGUGAGAUGGCGGAGAGCUCCUUGCUUGUGAUGCAGCAGAGUCCACCACUGGAUGAGACAGAUUCUCAGACAGAGGAAGGAGACCAGGGGGCCAAGGGCUCCAGUGAGUCUGUAGGAAGUGGUUCAUCCUUUGAAGAACUGGACAUGGACAUAGAGGAAGUGGAGAAUGAAAGGGAAGAUGUUGAGGAGGAUCAUGUGGAGGACAAUGAGAAAAGAGGGGAUAAUGAAGGGGAGAGUAAUGAGGGAUAGAGUGUGUGUGCAUGUGUGAAGUAGUUCAUGAAUCUUCUUUCUCUUGUCUUUUCUGUUUGAGGGGCUUCUUAGUCACCUAGGCAAAGUCUUAACAUAUGUAAUCAGAGGUUUAAUAAUAAAUUGGUGAAUGUGACAUUUCGGCAGUUUUUAUAAACACAUGGCGGUCUUCUUGCAGGUCACAUAAACAUUACGUAUCAAACAGAAAAUAAAAAAUAAAAUAAAUCAAAAAAUGAAGGCAUUUCCUCAGCUCACUGAUUCUAGUCCAAUAUCUCAUAAAAUAUCUCAUAAAAGCUGCCAGUUAUUUGAAAAAAAGGAAAUCCUUUUCUCCCACAGUGAAUCACCUGUUUCAGCAUCUUUGAGGCAAUAACUUAAUGACACCAAACACAAAUAAUGUAUUUCCUUACAGUGUAAUCAAAGCUUGUGCUACUGAAAUAAUCUUAUUUCUGAUGUGGAAUGUAAAAUGAAAGGGAAUUCCUCUAAGGGAAUUCUAAAUAAUAAUUCCAAAUUAUGUAACCAAACAUGUAUUUUUAGAGCAAAUUAUAUGUAGACAAUGAUGUAAGAUUUGAUUACUCAGUGAUUAAUUAACUGCUUUUAUUUUCAGGUUAUGUAUGUCUUUCUAGUCAAGUGUUUUAUAACGGAGUUAAAGGGAGGUAAAUGUGGUGUGUCUGUGUGUGUGUGUGUAUGUGUGUGCGUGUGUGCGUGUGUGCGCAUACACUGUGACUGUUAACUUCACCAUAACUAGUUAUAGCUCCAUACGAAAAUAGCCCUAUCCUUUCUGCAUGUGCCAGAUGUGUUUGUUGUUAACAUCCUCCUAGAAAACUAUGGACAAACUGUGGAUUGAAAUAAAACAAUAAUCUAGUCUCUA
Messenger RNA from Ictalurus punctatus (channel catfish), 2130 nucleotides. RefSeq names its product testis expressed 264, ER-phagy receptor a (gene tex264a). The record is from RefSeq and is a predicted model, not a curated record. The coding region runs from base 309 to 1265 and encodes 318 amino acids. Gene Ontology annotation, biological process: protein-DNA covalent cross-linking repair; reticulophagy. The transcript is spliced from 4 exons. Gene Ontology annotation, cellular component: endoplasmic reticulum membrane; autophagosome membrane; nucleus. NCBI's taxonomy places the organism in Eukaryota, Metazoa, Chordata, Actinopteri, Siluriformes, Ictaluridae.